AUGACUAAGUCAAUAGAAUUGCCAAGUCAGGAAAUGGAGCUCUUCCGGAUAAAAGAGUUUUUAAUAGCUAAUAAUCCAUCGAAGAUUAACAAUGAAAAUAAGGAUGUUAUCUUGGGCGAAAUUGAGCAAGAUUUUGGGUAUUUGAUUCAAUAUAUCAAGGACGGGUUACCGGACUUAAAUGAGUCCACAAGAUUGGUUUUUCCAGACACCUUUUCGAUCUGUUUAUUGAGAAGCCAUCAAAUAAUAGUAAACAAAAAAAUUGACUCUCAGGAAUACUUGUCCGCGAUAAAAAGGCAUAUUUUAACUGUACCAAAUGCAAACAUUAUAUUUGAAUAUGUACUUGACUUUUGGGCUGAUGGUGGGGCUCCGCUGAUGAAUGCGUUAAAAGAUUUGUUUGGAAAGUUACUGAACUUAUUGAAAGUUAUAUAUCCUAUGUCAGACUUGAAGGAUAUCUUUUUUAGUUGGAUGAAUGAUAUAUUAGAGAUACCUUCUACAUUACGUGUUCAAUAUUAUUUGAUCGAUGCUCUUUCUUCUGACUUUGACCUCUACUAUAUUUUGGAAAAAAAGCCGCAUUUCAUCGAUAACUCUUUCUCUUUGAUGAAUUCAGAUUUACUAGCAAACCCUGUCGGUAAAUGCAUCGUUAAUUUGUUGUUAAACAUUUACGAAAAGCAUUUCAAAAAUGAAGAAAAGUUUGUACAAGAAUGGAUACUAUUAUGGAAAAAUUCCGCUCUAAAAUACAUUCACGACAGCCAAUAUACUAAAUCCAUUAAUUUGUAUAUCAUGAUUCCAUUAUUUAAGAACAUGCCAAAUUUAGCCUUCACAAUUUUCCUCAAAAGCAUGCCCAGUAAAAAUCCAACACUUUUACUCUCUCUAUUAAAGAUUGGUCAGGAAUUAGGAAUCGAAGAGGAACCAUUUCGUGACAAUAAAUAUACUACUAUAGAAUCUAUUGAGAAACUGAUAGAGCAAGAUUUGUUUAAACUUCAGAUAUUUGAAAUACUGACCUUUUCUACAAAAAAGUCGAAGCCUAUCCCCUCCUUCGUCUUUAAUAUUAUUAAACAAUACUUAGAUAUAUUCUUGGUCGAUACCGAGCUUGAACGGAGAAAUUACUUUUGCAGUUCCAUGAAACAUUUUAUAUUCAGGAUUAGAGAUUGCACGUACUCUCUAGCUAGAGAUGCUGGAAAGCUCAAGAAGGCUAGAAAAUUUCCUGACGAACAGAAGGAAAAGUUGGCCCAAAUUGAAGAUGCUCGAGCAUUUUUAAUUUGGUUAUGUGGUUCUAUUAAACAUCAAUUGGCUCCCGGUACUUUAUAUCAGGCAAAUGUGACGUCCCUAAAACUUCUGCAUAUAUUGAUUAAGUCUGGUGUUGAUAAAUCUACUCCACUGAAAUUUUUAGACAACCAAAAUAAAAGAGAAUACCCAUUUUCUAUUCCCAUCCUACAAGAUGCCACAUUUUUAAGACUGCUUAUUGAUCUUUUGGUCAGUAAUUACGCCGAUGUGCGUGAAUUAUCCAAAGAUUUAUUGUUUGUGAUGAUUAAUGCUGAUGAAUCUAGAAGUCUCUUUGAUACUUUAGAUUUAAAAUCUUUAAGGGAAAUCGCGAAUUCUCUUUUGAACAACUAUGAAAAAGCUGAUGCUGGAGCUACGGUAUAUGAGUUCAUAUUCACAAUCAUGGGUUCACAAAGAAGUUUCAUUGACCAUACAAUAGAAAUAUUAUCGCAGAUGAUACAAGAUUUGAAAAAUGACAGCAUUGGAUGCGCAAAAAAUUCAAUUGGCGCUCACUUUUCUGCACUAAGCUUGAUUUUGAAUAAAUUUAAGUCCGAAGAUAAUCAUCAAGAUACUUCAAAAAUAGUAUCAAACUCAAUAGACCUUGUGCUCAAGAGCUGGGAUACUACGAAAAACGUGGUAUGUCAUGAUUCUGCGCUUGGAAUAUUACCUGAAAUAUAUGUUGAUUGCGGUGUACCAGACCAAGUGAUAAUAAGUCAUGCAUUCAAGGCAAUCAAAGAAUCAUCAUGUUUGCUUGAAACGAUAUUAAGAAAGUAUCCUUUAACCGGUGAACAGCUAAAUAGCAUUGGUGAUCUUUUCAUUCUUCAGCUUUCUACCAUUCGUCAUAGUGGUGCUUUUCAAGCCGUUUUACCGGUGCUGAAGACAUAUUGUGUUCGCUGUCGACUUGAAUCUCCUGUUAUUCUGGAAAAACUUUUGGACAACAGUGUAAAAUCUCUAAAAUCGAAAACGCAACAUAUUACGAGAAGGUCAGGUGGCUUACCUUUCCUGAUAACAACUGUUUUAAGUGCGGAGAUAUCCAAGAGAAGACCUCUGUUGCAAAAAACUUUUGAAAACUUAUUACUCAUUGCGAGGUUACCAGUACCCGCUCAUCAAGAUGAGUUUGAUUUACCACAGGUGAAUGCUAUCAAUUGCAUAAAUACAAUUUUUGUUGAACCUAAGCUCUCUGAGCAUUGUACAUCAUUUGUCUCUGACGCAUUAGAACUGGCAUUACUGAAUUUUGACUGUGAUCUAUGGGCUUUAAGGAACUGUUCAAUCAUGCUCUUUACCUCCCUGCAAAAUAGGAUUUUUGGAAAAGUGGGCAGAAGCGUUAGUGCAAAAUUAUUCUUCACCAAGUAUUCUGGCCUGAGACGUCUGCUCUUGGAUAUUUUAAACAAUUCCGUUGCUCAAUGUUCUGGGGGAGGGAAAGAAAUCUACCAAAUUGAAAGUAUUUUCUUGGUACUCAAUGUAUUACUUAGGUUACGGCCUACACCAGGUUAUACUGGUCUAGAAGAAUUCAACAUUUCUGUUUAUAAAUGUUUAUCAAAUGAGAACUGGAAGAUCAGAGACAUGGCAUCCCGAGUAUUGUAUUCGCUUUCCGAGAACUUUGAAGAAGAGACAAGGAAAUUGCUUGAUUUGUCCUCUAUCGAGAAGCAAAACCAGUUACAUGGACACCUACUAGCACUUCAACAAAUAGUACCCAGAUACCUCUCAGAAAACAAGGAUACUGAGUUAAUUCAAAGGAUAUUUGAAAAAAAAAGGAUAAUGUUACUGAAGAACAAAUGUUUGAUUACCAAAAAGGCCUACCUAGAACUAACGUGCAAUGUGCUAGAAGCAAAUGAUAUGCCUGAUUCUAUUUUGAAAGAAUAUAUAAGUACUUUGGGAAACAUAUUUACUGUUGAAAAUAACGAGUAUGUUGUUAGUGGUAGCAAACAGCUAUACCUCGGAAAAAUCUUAGAUAUUCUCUUAAAAUAUGAAGACAGCACACAUCUUCAUGAUAUUUGCUUAUUAGGAUUGUACUCUCCAUUUUAUGAGGUCAAGCUCAAUACGUUAUAUUAUAUGAGUACUAACUUUGACUGGAAAACUCCAGAGAGUUCAGAGUUUCUCGAGCGACUACAUUCAUUACUCAAAGUUCCAGAUUUCUCGCCCAUGGCUAAAGCUUUAGUAGUAAAAACUCUUUCAAAAAAAAAGGGUGCUUUAUCCCUGGAAACUUGUACUGAUCUUUUAAAAACAAACAAUAGUGAGGACACAAAGAUUUCUGCUAUUUCAUCUCUGAGUGCCCUUUUGUCUACAGAAACAUUUCACCAGAUAUGGAAUUUAUUGCAAGAAUUUUUUUCCGAUUCUUGUUCCAAUGAUUUUAGAUUAGCGUCUUUGGAAUGUUUGACCGCCUAUCCGGAAAGUUGUAGGAACUUUAAAAUACUAUUGCAGCUUUAUAACUUUCUUUGGGAUGAUGAUUCGGAAAUAAGAGAAAAAGCUUCAUUAUAUUUGAAUAAGAACUUCAUACAAUCUGAGGGCUGGGAAUCUAACAAAAAUACCAAUGUAACUGCCCUUUUAUUCACAAAAAAGUUUUGUGACGUAUUCACAGGUUCUGAAGUAGCAGAAGAAUUGUGCUCGCAGUUGUUUCAAUAUCUAAAUCAAUAUGAUAUAUUUGCUACCAGAAAAUCGACCAAAGAUUGUCUAUUUACCACAGAAAAGGAUAACCAAUUUAUCGAUGAACUAAAAAGAGCAAUGAAUCUGUUAGAUAUGAUAAAAUUUACUACCAAGGAUAUCUUAAAGUGUUAUAAGGAUGAAGUAUCUCACUUGAAAAGUACUCUGUUGAAACACUUAAAAAACGAGGAUUUUAAAGAUUCUCCCCUUGGUUGGUGUUCCAAUGCUGAAAUAUUUUCAAGGGUGACACUCUUAAAGGAAUUGAUCCAACAUUACUUUCCCUCAGAUUAUAACAGUUUUAUUGAUGAUCUGAGUAGACAUUCUGUUCAUCCUCUAAUUAUCAAUUAUUCCUAG
Molecule: messenger RNA, 4254 nt
Organism: Saccharomyces mikatae IFO 1815
Lineage: Eukaryota; Fungi; Ascomycota; Saccharomycetes; Saccharomycetales; Saccharomycetaceae
Gene: TRM732
Product: tRNA methylation protein TRM732
Exons: 1
Coding region: 1-4254 (1417 amino acids)
Biological process (GO): tRNA methylation
Cellular component (GO): cytosol
Source: RefSeq, a predicted model, not a curated record